Messenger RNA from Diceros bicornis minor, 3453 nucleotides. RefSeq names its product WD repeat domain 49 (gene WDR49). The record is from RefSeq and is a predicted model, not a curated record. Gene Ontology annotation, molecular function: protein binding; calcium ion binding. Lineage: Eukaryota; Metazoa; Chordata; Mammalia; Perissodactyla; Rhinocerotidae.
CUCCCAAUUAUAUGCCUUGAAAUGUGCUUUCAUUUUGGAAUUCUAUUGCUAAGUUGGGUUUCUUUUCAAAGGCACUUGUUGAAGGAAAAAGAGAAACCAUAAGAAAUAGUUGAAGGCUGCUGAAAAGAGUGAAGCCGUUAUGAGUUACCAGAAUGCUGCAUUUGAGUUGAACAAGGGGUCCCGGCCUGGGCCAAAGAGCUCCGAGAGGACAGAAGGUGCUACUGCAGGUGAAGACCAUGGCACAGUUCUGCUGGAAAACCAGCUCAGUGUGGGCGACUUUGUCAAAAUACAGAGGGCCUUUGAGCCCUCAGAGCCAAGGCAAACCAUUUGUAUGUCCAGAGAAGAGUUUGUGCAGAAGAUGACGGAGAUUGUUGGUUGGGGCACAAAGGAAGAAUAUGGGGCCCUCUUUGACAAAGUGGAUGUGGCCCAAGAUGGCUUCCUUAAUUGGGACAAGCUGACUUCAUUUAUGCUGUUAGCACUUUAUGAGAAAGAUGAACGAGCAAAGGCAACUGUGGUUCCCCAGUGGAAAGACCUUGAAUUCCUCCCAGUGAAACACAAGGACACCAUUCAAAAAGUAAUUUCCUUAAAAAGCUCAAGUCGUUAUCUGACCAUCAGUAAGGAAGGUUUAGUAGGAAUCUGGAGAGAGAAUUUAAAGCUGCAAGAAACGCUUCCCAUCACUUCAGAUGCCGUCAAGCUUAAACAUCUGUGGGUGACAAGUCUGGUUUCUCUGGAAAAUGUAAACAAGAUAGCAGUGGCUUUUACAAGUAAAGAGAUUUGUUUCUAUGAUCUGCUAUCCAAAGAAGAAUUUCCUUGUCAAUAUAAACUCCAAGGCCUGAAAGGAACACCAAUUUGCAUGGAUUAUUGGUAUGACCCUCUUGAUGCCAAUGAAUCAAUUCUUUCUUUUGGGGACAUAACUGGAAAGGUUCAAGCAAUUGCUUUCACGACGGCCUUGAUUUCCCUGUUCGAGCGUCCUGCUAGUGCGUGUGAAGAUGAAGAAGCCACCAUGAGCAUUCACUGGGCGGAACUGCUCUCUGGAUCUCACAAAUGUUGCUAUACAUUGGAGCACAAACUUCAUCGUGGAGAUUGGGUCAGGCAAGUUACUUACAAUGCAUCUUUAGAUGCUAUCAUUUCCAGUACAACCAGCAAUACAAACACUGUGGUGCUGGCUUGGAGAGAGAAAUCAAAAAAGCAACUUAAAAUGACAUCUUUCAACAUUGCCCAGGGCAUUCAUGCUUUUGAUUACCACUCUCGGCUCAAUUUAAUUGCAACUGCUGGCAUUGACAAUAAAGUCUGCCUUUGGAAGCCCUACGUUGUCUCUAAGCCAGUCGGCGUUCUUUGGGGUCACUCAGCCAGUGUAAUAGCUGUCCAGUUCUUUGCUGCAAGAAAACAACUUUUCAGCUUCUCCAGAGAUAAAGUUUUGAGACUCUGGGAUAUCCAGCUCCAGCUGUCCAUCCAGAGGAUAGCUUGUUCUUUCCCCAAAAGUCAGGACUUCAGAUGCCUCUUCCACUUUGAUGAAGCCCAUGGCCGACUUUUCAUCUCCUUCAAUAACCAGCUAGCGUUGUUGGCAAUGAAAAGUGAAGCCAGCAAGAGGGUGAAAAGCCACAAGAAAGCAGUCACUUGUGCUCUUUACAGUUCUGUCUUGAAGCAGGUAAUCAGCUCUGAUGCGGGGUCGACUGUUUCCUUCUGGAUGAUAGACACUGGGCAGAAAAUCAAACAAUUUACCAGUUGCCAUGGCAAUGCAGAAAUCAGCACCCUGGCCCUUGACGCAAAUGAGACACGGCUUUUGACUGGCAGCACAGAUGGAACCGUGAAGGUGUGGGACUUCAAUGGACACUGUCACCACACACUAAAUGUUGGGCAGGAGGGAGCUGUGGAUAUUUCACAGAUCCUGGUUCUUAAGAAGACAAUACUGGUUAUAGGCUGGGAGAGGGCUAUUACUACAUUUCGACUUCAGAACUUCAAUCCAUUUUUCAUCCAGCCUGAAGAAUGGAAAGGAGGAAUACAGCACCAAGACGAUAUCUUGUGUGCUGCAUUUUUACCUCCACAAACUCUUGCUACAGGGAGUUAUGAUGGAGAAAUUGUUCUGUGGAACAAUAGCACAGAAAAUGCUUACUAUGUCCUUCACCCUGAUUACCAGAGGCUGCUAAAAUCAAAAUCGGAUAUGGAGCCUCAAAAGCUUCUCGGUACUGGGAGGAGCCACUCCACCCACCCCAUGGCAGACCAGGCUGCCCUGGGGGCCUGCUCCUUGGAGACUGACACCAACCGCAAUAAUGCCGUUAUGAGGCUUUGCUUCCUUGAAGCAAGAAAAAACAUUGCAGUGACAGGAGGAGCUAACUUGGUGUCCUGUGGAGGAUGGUAUGUCAGAUUCUGGGAUACAUUUAAGAAGCAACUUCUGGCUGAAUUUUUGGCUCAUAGUGGAGUUGGACCCAUUAUUAUGUCUAUUGAUAAGUUGAAUCGAUACCUUGCCACAGGAGAUCCUGAUGGAUGGUUGAAAAUCUGGAAUAUAGAGGAGUACUGUCUUAAUUCCAAUAAGCACAAAAUCACAGAGGCUCCCACUCUGAUAAGGUCGUUCCAACCUCAUGAAGACCAGAUAAGCUCCUUAGAGAUGUGUGAGCUGGUCGGCCGGUUGCUGAUUAUCUCCUCCUCUGCAGACUGCAGCAUUUGUGUGACCGAUGUCUGCUGUGCUCCUGUGUGGAUCUUUGGUCAGGCAAAGCAUUGGCAAAUUGAAAACUGUUUUUCCCUUCCUAAAAGAGAUACUAAUUUAAUGCAAAGUGAGAUUCAAGAAGAAAGCAUAAAGGAAAUUCCUUCACUUUCUAAGGAGGAAUCAUGUUUAGACCCAACAGAACAUUCUCCACUUGAUAAAAAAAAUGAAGAUGACUCAACAUACAAUGUCAGACCAUCAGAAGUCAUAAAUUUAGGUGUGAAAUAUAAGGAAAGAAAUAUCUACAAGAAAAAAACCCAUAACUUUUACAAUGGUGAAGUUAUAGAAAAAUCUUCCAGCAUGUUUCGGUUAUUAAGCAUUGGAGCCCUGAAAGAGCUGCCUGCAGUGGAUAAACCGGCUUUUCUUCUAGACCCUGAGAAAUACUUUAGGAAAGAGCCAGAGGAGGAGUGUCCCCCAAUUCCAGAGCCUCCGUCACUUUCUGAAACUUUGAAAGCUGUAUUUGAUGAGAAAAACCUGUUCCCCAAAGAAAUUCUGGAUCGUGAACGAAGAGCAAAGCAAUUAUGUCCAGAAACAAGUAGUGAAGUAAAGAUAAAGAGAAAUAAGAAGCAAUUAUAGUUGAAAGAAAAAUAAAUAUUUCAUUGUCACGAAAACUGUGUGUAUAAAGUGCAGACAAGGAAUCAAGAAUUCAGACCCUUUCUUUUACUUUAUAUUUGAACUUCAGGAAUUUUUGUUUUCAGACAGUGUUUUAACACUACUUUUAUCCAUCACCAUUCACUUUCUCUGUAUUCUUA